Molecule: messenger RNA, 1689 nt
Organism: Spirodela intermedia
Lineage: Eukaryota; Viridiplantae; Streptophyta; Magnoliopsida; Alismatales; Araceae
Source: the annotation of a GenBank genome assembly
AUGAAUACAGUUCGUUUGUUACUGUCCUUGACAAUAAUUUUCAGUUGGAAUAUUCAAGAAUUUGAUGAUAAAAAUGUACUAUUGCUUGAUGAUUUGGUUGAAGAGGUUUACAUGACUUUCCCACUAGGAUAUGAGGUAAUCAUUCAUCUAAUCUUGUUUGCAAGUUAAAGAAAUCCCUUUAUGGCCUCAAAUAGUCUCCACGUGCAUGAUUUGAAAGGUUUACAGUAGCCAUAAAGAAAUUGCAUUACAACCAAAGUAAUGUUGAUCACACACUAUUUUUUAAACACUCUUCUACAAGAGGAGUUAUAGUUCUAUUAGUUUAUGUUGAUAAUAUUAUCAUCAUAGGAAUCGAAGUGAUUGUUUGGCCAAAGAGUUUGAUAUCAAAACAUUGGGACGACUCAAGUAUUUUUUAGGAAUCGAAGUGACACAUUCCUCUGAAGUCAUUUUUAUUUCUCAACGAAAGUACAUCACAGAUUUGUUAGUUGAAACAAGGAAACCUACAUGUAAACCAGCCAAUACACCUAUUGAUCCAAACCAGAAAUUGUGUAUGGCAGAUGAAGAAAUUUCUAUUGAUCGUGAGAUGUAUCAACAUCUCAUUAGCUGACUGCUUUAUCUAACACACACUCAACCAUAUAUUUCAUAUUUAGUGAGUAUAUUGAACCAAUUUACGUAUCAGCCUAAAGAGUCUCAUUUACAUGCUGCCUACCGAGUGCUACAUUAUUUGAAAGGCACACCAGGAAAAGGGUUUAUUUUUAGACGAAGUGAAAAGGUAGAGGUUGAGAUGUUUACAGAUGCUGACUAUGCAGGCUCAACAAUUGAUUGAAGGUCAACCUCUGGUCAUCUUACUUUUGUUGGUGGCAACCUUGUCACAUGGAGUGAAAAACAGAAUAUGGUUGCUCAAUCAAGUGCUGAGGCUGAACUUAGGGCACUUGCCCAAGGAAUAUGUGAGUUACUUUGGGUCAAGAACUUGACAAGUUACAAGUUCUUUUAUUCAGUCCUAUGAAGAUUUAUUGCAACAAUAAGUCAGCAAUCAAUCUAAUGCACAACCCAGUACAGCAUGACCGUACCAAACAUGUGGAGAUUGAUUGCCAUUUGAUCAAAGAGAAACUAGAGGCCAAUGUGAUUUGUAUAUCAUACAUUUCAACAAAUAAUCAAUUGGCAGACAUGCUUACUAAAGGCAUCUUAGGUACACAACUGCAGAAGAUUAUUCUCAAGUUGAGAAUGGACAACAUCCACUCACCAACUUGAGGGGGAGUGUUGUUGAGAUACACUUAACAACCUGUAUACCUUACAUGUUUACAUAUAUGUCUUCGUGUAUCUUUCAUUUCAUGUUACAUCAGCAUGUCUAGAACCUUCUAGGGAUCUGGUAUAAAUAUUGGAUCCCACUCUCCUUGUAAAUUAUUUUUGAUAAAUAAAGUUUGACUUCUUCUUCCACAAGUGCUAGGCCCCUAUCAGAGCUCCAUACCGUGUGUUAUCUCAACUACAGUUCAGAAGCUGAGGAUUGGAGUUGCUAGAAAACAAGGACUUUACAUCUUGGAGGGAUCUAGUCAAACCUGUCUUAUGGAAGCGGAUCCAUCUAUAGAACAUCACAAGGAUCUAAGUCACAUUCAGCUCCUUCAUCAAAGAUUAGGGCAUCCUUCCUUUGCUACUAUGAAGAGUUUUCAUCUUUGUUUCAAAAGGUGUCUGUAA